GACCUGGGAUACCAGGACAGUACAGCACUGUGGAGUCUGGUAAACCGAGACUACAGGACAGAUGGCACUUCGCCCGGCUGUAGAUUAACCGUGCUUGGGAACCAGUACACUAGAGGCGCUAUACUCCCAACAAAUUGGUGAUUCUCAACUCCUCCUUCUUCGUGUUCUUGACACAGUCCAACAUGGCUGCGUCCAUGGCGAGGACUUGCCGUUAUUUAUUGCGCCGUGGGUCUUGUAUUCUGUCCAGGCGAACAAACGUGUGUUUUCAACUCAGGUCUGAAUUCCACAGUUUUUCACCUGCACAUAACGGGCUUCUGUUGUCUCUAAAUAAACGCGGUAUUCUGAAGGACUCUUUCCCAGAAGACGCAGCGCAGGACCAGCUUCCUCGGUUGCUCAAGUCCGGCGCUCAGACUGUAUACUGCGGCUUUGACCCCACGGCCGACAGCCUCCACGUGGGCAACUUGCUCGCUAUCAUCGGUUUGUUGCAUUUCCGAAGCGCCGGGCACCAUGUCCUCGCUGUGCUCGGAGGGGCCACGGCGCAAAUCGGAGACCCGAGCGGGAAAACGAGCGAGCGGGAGCGGUUGUCCGCAGACGCAGUUGAGGCGAACACGCGCAGCAUCCGCGAGAGCAUUCACAGGAUCUUCACCAACCACGAACUGCACUUUCAGGACAGUUCUAGGAAGAUGGGCACCGUGACUCUACUGAACAACCUGAGCUGGUACAAGGACUGGGGCGUGGUGGACUUUCUGUCGGAGGCGGGAAGGCACUUCAGGAUGGGCACCAUGCUCAGCCGCCACAGCGUGCAGUCCAGGCUGAAGGGCGCAGACGGAAUGAGCCUGACUGAGUUCACCUACCAGGUGUUCCAAGCUUACGACUUCCACCACCUGAACCAGAUAUACGGCUGCAGGAUUCAGCUCGGGGGCACCGACCAGCUGGGGAAUUUGAUGUCUGGCCAUGAGUACAUUCACAAAGUGAGCGGUGAGGAGGUGUACGGCCUCACCAUCCCGUUGGUGACCAGCUCUGUGGGGGACAAGCUGGGGAAGACGGCCGGCAAUGCAGUGUGGCUCAACAGAGACAAGACGUCUCCAUUUGAACUCUACCAGUUCUUUCUCAGGCUGCGUGACGCCAGUGUGGAAGGGUACCUGAAGCUGUUCACCUUCCUGCCUCUGGCGGAGGUGGAGAGGCUGAUGGAGCAGCAGAGAGAGGAUCCAGGGAAACGCCUCGCGCAUAAACGGCUGGCCGCAGAGGUGACAAAACUGGUGCAUGGAAAGGAGGGCCUCGAGAGUGCUAAAAGAUGUACCAACGCACUGUAUCACAGCAGCGUGCAGGCCUUGGAGGAAAUGAGUGACGAGGAGCUUCAGGAGCUCUUCAGGGAGGCUCCCUUCCAUGAGCUGCUGUUGGAGCCGGGUACCACUGUGAUAGACGCUUGUCGCAGGAUCAGCGCCAUCCCAGAGGGACCCAGAGGGUAUCAAAUGGUUUUGGAGGGAGCCGUGUGGAUCAACCACAGGCGGACUGACAAUCCAGAGCAAGUACUGAUCCCCAAACUCCAUAUUCUAUCGAAUGGACUUACCUUGUUCAGAGUGGGCAAAAGGAACUUUUACAUCAUCAAGUGGCUCAGUCUCUGAGGCUGUCUGCUUUCACAGGGGACCAGUCUGACCAAUGAUCUAUGAUGGACUGACUGGGAAGGUAGGCGACUACACCUCUGCAGGAUCAGUGAGGAGAUGUGGAUGGACUGAUAUUUUGGAACAUACUGGGUUUUUGGUUUUUAAAUCACCUGUGGUUGUCAUAUAAAUAUGUAUAUGUACAGAUGUGAAGUUUAUUUAUAGUUAUGGUAUUAAAAGGUCUUUGAUA
Molecule: messenger RNA, 1851 nt
Organism: Etheostoma spectabile (orangethroat darter)
Lineage: Eukaryota; Metazoa; Chordata; Actinopteri; Perciformes; Percidae
Gene: yars2
Product: tyrosyl-tRNA synthetase 2, mitochondrial
Exons: 5
Coding region: 183-1625 (480 amino acids)
Biological process (GO): tyrosyl-tRNA aminoacylation
Cellular component (GO): mitochondrion; cytosol
Molecular function (GO): tyrosine-tRNA ligase activity; ATP binding; RNA binding
Source: RefSeq, a predicted model, not a curated record